Molecule: messenger RNA, 3890 nt
Organism: Oncorhynchus masou masou (cherry salmon)
Lineage: Eukaryota; Metazoa; Chordata; Actinopteri; Salmoniformes; Salmonidae
Product: tribbles homolog 2-like
Exons: 5
Coding region: 702-1763 (353 amino acids)
Biological process (GO): protein phosphorylation; regulation of MAP kinase activity; positive regulation of proteasomal ubiquitin-dependent protein catabolic process
Cellular component (GO): nucleus
Molecular function (GO): protein kinase activity; mitogen-activated protein kinase kinase binding; ATP binding
Source: RefSeq, a predicted model, not a curated record
AACUUCACUGCUGUAACAGAAAGGAUAUUUGAAGCCACUGCGCUCUCUGGUCUAUUCUCAAUCAGACGGGCAGUCGGUGGGGGCACGUCUGAUUAGAAAUCUACUUUUUAGGGACUCAAUUGACACAUUAAAGGAUUACUACGCAAGUGACCAAAUAAGGGAACGUGGAGCCUACUCUACACUUUGACCAAUAAUUAUUUAUUAUACGAGGUUCCAUACUUUGGAUGAAAAACCUGUCAUCGCAAGGAAAAACGUUGGAUACACAAGACGCUGCCACACAGCGGGAAUAAGGACAAAAGCAUCUGUACCAACAACACAGGCGGUGUUGCCGCCACACUUCAAAGCGAAAUAACCUGUUAAAUGUGUCAAUGACUUUCAUACAUAUUCUGCUUUGGCUAAGUGAACAGGCAUCCUGAGCAAGAACCAACGAAAACUAAUUUGAACUAUUAUACAUACAUAGCUAAUUUGUAACUGUUUAAGUUAAAGACUCCCUUGAACCACUACGCUAUUUAUUUUAUAAAGGAAGAAUAACUUUUGCCUGAAGCUCUCCAACCUCUGGGUUCCUCUACGCCGCAUGUGUUUUUGCUGAGUUUACUGCACAUUUCGUGUUUCUUGACAAGCAAAGCACUACACACGAAGCUGGAGUUACCAUACCAUUGUUCUGUUUUGAAGAGCGGACCCCUUUGUCUUCCACGGCCAAGAUGAGUGUGAACAUCUCCUCGCCCGCCCCGGCGCCUACUCGUCCCCUGCGGCUGAAGCGGCUGGAGCUGGACGACCCUCAGGAUGACACGGAAGCCCUGAAAUGCAAGCGUCCUCGACUGAGCCUUCCACCCUCGUCCCCUGGCCUGGCCCCCUGCCUAAGGCCCCUGAGCCACAGCCCAGACUCAGACCAGCACUGUGUGUCCUGCAUUGGGCCCUACGUCCUGCUAGAACCCACAGAGGGGACAGAGACCUACAGGGCCUUCCACAGGGUUACGGAGCAGGAGUACACCUGCAAGGUGUUCUCUAUGAGGCGGUACCAGGAGUUCACCGCCCCCUACGUCCGCCUGCUGCCCCACGACAACAUUUGCCGCAUCGCCGAGGUGAUAACAGGCGAGCACAGCGUCUUUGUCUUCUUUCAGCGCAACUACGGCGACAUGCACUCGUACGUGCGCACAUGCAAGCGGCUCCAGGAGGAGGAGGCGAUGCUUCUCUUCCGCCAGAUGGCGGUGGCGGUGGCACACUGUCACGAGCAUGGGGUGGUCCUGCGUGACCUCAAGCUGCGCAAGUUUGUCUUCGUAGACCAGCAGAGGACCAAACUUGUUCUUCAGAACCUGGAAGACUCCUGUCUGCUCCACGGGGACGACGAUUCUCUUACGGACAAGCACGGCUGCCCGGCCUACGUAGGCCCAGAGAUCCUCAACUCGCACCACUCGUACUCAGGGAAGGCUGCUGAUGUCUGGAGCCUGGGCGUGGUGCUGUACACCAUGCUGGUGGGUCGCUACCCGUUCCAGGAUGUGGAACCUGCCGCUCUCUUUAGUAAGAUCCGCCGGGGGACCUUCACAGUGCCAGAGUCGCUCUCGGUGCGGGCUAAGUCGCUGGUGUGCUGCAUGCUGCGUAAAGCACCCUUGGAGAGACUGGAGGCCUCAGAAUUGCUGCUCCACCCGUGGCUGAACUGUUCCAAUAACACAACACCUCCCAACAUGCACCUCAACCCCAGGAACUGCACUGACCAAGUGGUCCCCAACUACACAGAAGAUACUAAGGACACAGGCUGUUUCUAGAAUAAAAAUAAAAAUGUCCUCUGUCCCAGUGAUGCAAGUAGAGCAGUAUCAUCUCCAUAGAGGGACUACUGGUAAUGCAGGGUUUUUUCCUACCUACCUGACACUUAAGAAACAUAACAUAGUCAUAUGGCAUUACAUAUUUCCAAAGUAAACCUCUUAUGCUAAUGUCUAACUGCAGUUUGGUAUCAAAGCAGUCAAAGCUUUGUUAAUCUGUUGUUAGACAUUAGCAUGUAUAGAUGUUGAAGUUGUGCUUUUGAAGAAGUUGUGAACGUGUUAUGCAGGGCCCUUAAUCCAAAUUGUUACCAAAUGUAUUAUAUAGUUCGGUGUCAUGAAGCAUGUAUUUGUUUAGGUAGUAACAUUGUGGUUACGCAAAGCACUAACUACUAACUACUGGAUCUCCUGGCAACGUGUAACAGACGCCUCCUUCGAGUUAGAUGUAUAUCUGCUUGUCAAGGGUCCAAUGCAGUUAUUUCCACACUGCAGUGUAACCUCAAGAAAAGCGCUUUUCAAAAGCUACCCGACUAUUGUGCUUUAACCAAUGGACAUUGUUUUGUUGACUCAAUGGGAAUAACAGGUGAAAACAGUCCUCGGGAUCCCUUGCCCCAUAUAGAAGCAGACUGUCUAGCAGUAUUCCCUUUUUGCUGGAAGCAGUAAUUUGACCCAUUUUUGAUUGUGAGCAACUCUGUUGGGAACACUAAAUUGAAGAUGUAUACUGAACAAAAAUGUAAACACAACAAUUUCAAAGAUUUUACUGAGUUACAGUUCAUAGAAGGAAAUCAGUCAACUGAAAUAAUUUAAUUUGUCUCUAAUCUAUGGAUUUCACAUGACUGGGCAGGGGCGCAGGAGGAGCCCACUGCGGAGCCAGGCCCAGCCAAUCAGAAUGAGGUUUUCUCCACAAAGGAGCUUAAUUACAGACAGAAAUAGUCCUCAGCACCCCCUCUCCCCUCAGACGAUUCCGCAGGUGAAGAAGCCGGAUGUGGCAGGCGUUUUAUGAUAGAGAAAUGAACAUUUUAUCUCUGGCAACAGCUCUGUUGGACAUUUCUGCAGUCCGCAUACAAAUUGUACAUCUGUGGCGUUGUGUGACAAAACUACAUUUUAUUGUUCUUAGCAGCAGGUGCACCUGUGUUAUCAUCAUGCUGUUUAAUCAGUUUCUUGAUAUGACACAAAGGAGAAAUGCUCACCAACAGGAAUGUAAACAAAUUUGUGCACAAGAUUUGAGAAAAGCAUUUUGUCUUAUGGAAAAUGUCUGGGAUCUUUUAUUUCAACUCAUGAACUGUAACCUUUAUUUAACUAGGCAAGUCAAUUAAGAACAAAUUGUUAUUUACAAUGACAGCCGACCCCGGCCAAAUCAGGACGAUGCUGGGCCAAUUGUGCACAUGAAACAUGUGAUCUUCUUUACAUGUUGUGUUUUUAUUUUUGUUCAGUAUAUAGCUGACAGGACUGAUACCUGAUGCCUCUGAACUUGACAAAAUCCUAGAAUACUUGAAGCACGUUUUGUGCCUUUGUUUGUGUGUACUGUUGUUUACAUAUUUGAGUGACAAAUCUGGAUCGUUUCAACCAUUAAAGUGCCUUGUUUUCAUAACCACAAUUUAGACCCCCUCCCCUCUCUUAUAUCCCUAUCAGAAGUUCACCAAGCUUUUCUUUACCAAAGAAUUAAGCUACCCUCAUUUAUUAUGUAUGGUGUGAUGAUCCAGGUUUAGUGAACUGUGAUUCAGUGAUAGUUCAGCGUGAUGUCCUAGAUCCCAAGACAAGUGUAGUCAUCAUGACCUCAAGCGUGAGUUAAUGUCUAUAGUAUAUAGUGCAGUGGGUUAGAUCCUGAAGGAUACAGUGCUGUAGUGUACUUUAAACACCCAUAUAAUGGUGAGACUGUUUAGUAUCUGUUGAACUGAACAAGGGCAUCACGGUGUUAGUCGUGAUGCCUGCAUGCAGUUCGCUAACCCUAAAUAGAUCUCAGAUCCUACUUCACUAUGCCAUAGAUCUUGUGAGACUUUAAAUACUUUUAAAUAUAUAUUUAUAUGAUGCAAAAGAAUGUACACUACAUUUGUUUUUCUUAGGUUGGAGGGUUGGUGGAUGUAAUUAUGUAAAAGUAUUGUCAUUUUCCAGUAAAAAUAAAUCCUUCAAACGGUU